GCUCCUCCCUGCCCAGCUAAUCGCUUCCCCCCUCUCCCUGCCUCUUCCAGGCACUGGCGCGCAGGAGGAGGAGGAGGUGGCGACUGCUGAGGCUGGGCAGAGCCGUCACCUGCUGCAGAGCGGCAGGAGCCCUCAGCCGGCCGGGCCGGGGCUGCACCCCCCUCCCUGUCUCGCGGGGCACCCAGGCAGCCGCCGCCGCCGCAGCGCCCGGGGGCCGAGGGCGCCAUGGCCGAGGGGGGCGAGGGCGAGGACGAGAUCCAGUUCCUGCGGACUGACGAUGAAGUGGUUCUGCAGUGCACUGCAACUGUUCACAAGGAACAACAGAAACUGUGUCUUGCUGCAGAAGGAUUUGGCAACAGACUCUGUUUUCUGGAAUCCACUUCAAAUUCUAAGAAUGUUCCACCAGAUCUCUCCAUUUGUACUUUUGUGCUGGAACAGUCCUUGUCAGUGCGGGCUCUUCAAGAAAUGCUGGCAAACACUGAAGAGAAAGCAGAAGGGACUGCGCAAGGUGGGGGUCAUCGAACGCUCCUGUAUGGACAUGCAAUAUUACUGCGCCAUUCAUACAGUGGCAUGUAUCUUUGUUGUCUCUCCACCUCUCGAUCAUCAAUGGAUAAAUUGGCAUUUGAUGUGGGAUUGCAAGAAGACACAACAGGUGAGGCCUGCUGGUGGACCAUCCACCCUGCCUCCAAACAACGAUCAGAGGGAGAAAAAGUGCGUGUUGGAGAUGACCUCAUCUUAGUCAGCAUCUCCUCAGAAAGAUACUUGCAUUUAUCUUAUGGCAAUGGUAGCUUACAUGUUGAUGCAGCCUUCCAGCAGACACUUUGGAGUGUAGCACCAAUCAGUUCAGGAAGCGAAGUGGCCCAAGGGUAUCUGAUAGGAGGUGAUGUGCUGAGGUUAUUGCAUGGUCAUAUGGAUGAAUGCUUGACUGUUCCAUCAGGGGAGCAUGGAGAAGAACUGCGAAGAACCGUCCACUAUGAAGGUGGUGCUGUGUCAAUUCAUGCUCGUUCCCUCUGGCGACUAGAGACUCUAAGAGUUGCGUGGAGUGGAAGCCACAUCAGAUGGGGACAGCCAUUCAGACUAAGGCAUAUAACAACAGGGAAGUAUCUGAGCCUCCUGGAUGACAAGAGUCUCCUUCUCACAGACAAAGAGCAAGCUGAUGUGAAAUCUACUGCAUUUUGUUUUCGGUCCUCCAAGGAAAAAUUGGAUGUAGGGAUAAGAAAAGAAGUGGAUGGAAUGGGAGCACCUGAAAUAAAAUAUGGCGACUCUGUAUGUUAUAUACAACACAUAGAUACGGGCCUGUGGCUCACAUACCAGUCUGUGGAUGCAAAGUCUGUAAGGAUGGGAUCAGUGCAACGCAAGGCUAUAAUGCAUCAUGAAGGCCACAUGGAUGAUGGUUUGACAUUGUCCAGAUCUCAGCACGAAGAGUCCCGUACAGCAAGAGUUAUCCGUAGCACAGUCUUCCUCUUCAACAGGUUUAUAAGGGGCCUUGAUGCUCUCAGCAAGAAAGCAAAGUCUUCCACGGUUGACUUGCCUAUUGAGUCAGUCAGCCUAAGCCUUCAGGACCUGAUUGGCUACUUUCACCCACCUGAUGAGCAUUUAGAGCAUGAAGACAAACAAAACAGGCUAAGAGCAUUGAAAAAUCGACAGAAUCUCUUCCAGGAAGAGGGUAUGAUCAACCUUGUUCUUGAAUGUAUUGAUCGCUUACAUGUUUACAGCAGUGCAGCUCACUUUGCUGAUGUAGCUGGGAAGGAAGCAGGAGAGACCUGGAAAUCUAUUCUAAACUCUUUGUAUGAGUUAUUAGCGGCUCUGAUUAGAGGGAAUCGCAAGAACUGUGCUCAAUUUUCUGGUUCUCUUGACUGGUUGAUCAGCAGAUUAGAAAGACUAGAAGCCUCCUCUGGAAUUCUAGAGGUUUUGCACUGUGUGUUGGUGGAAAGCCCAGAAGCUCUAAACAUUAUUAAGGAAGGACAUAUUAAAUCAAUUAUAUGCCUUCUCGACAAACAUGGAAGAAACCAUAAGGUUUUAGAUGUCUUGUGCUCUCUCUGUGUAUGCCAUGGAGUAGCUGUGCGGUCCAACCAACAUUUAAUCUGUGACAACCUCCUACCAGGAAGAGAUCUUCUCCUACAGACACGCCUUGUCAACCAUGUGAGCAGCAUGAGACCCAACAUCUUCCUUGGGAUCAGUGAAGGCUCUGCCCAGUACAGAAAAUGGUACUAUGAACUUAUGGUUGACCACGUGGAGCCUUUUGUAACAGCAGAAGCAACUCAUCUACGAGUGGGCUGGGCUUCAACUGAGGGCUAUUCACCGUACCCUGGAGGAGGCGCAGAAUGGGGUGGAAAUGGUGUUGGUGAUGAUCUCUAUUCUUAUGGAUUUGACGGUCUUCAUCUGUGGUCAGGUUGUGUAGCCCGGACAGUAAAUUCUCCCAAUCAGCAUCUGCUAAAAACUGAUGAUGUGGUCAGCUGCUGCUUAGAUCUGAGUGCCCCAAGCAUCUCAUUCCGGAUUAAUGGUCAGCCAGUUCAAGGAAUGUUUGAGAAUUUCAACAUAGAUGGGCUCUUCUUUCCAGUUGUCAGCUUCUCUGCAGGAAUAAAGGUACGUUUCCUACUUGGAGGCCGCCAUGGAGAAUUCAAAUUCCUCCCUCCACCUGGGUAUGCUCCUUGCUUUGAAGCUGUUCUGCCAAAAGAGAAGCUAAAAGUAGAACAGAGUCGAGAAUACAAACAAGACCGCAAUGGCACAAAAGACCUGUUGGGUCCAACCAUCUCUCUGUCACAAGCAGCCUUCACACCAAUUCCUGUAGAUACUAGUCAGAUUGUAUUACCUCCUCACCUGGAAAGAAUUAGAGAAAAAUUAGCAGAGAACAUCCAUGAACUUUGGGUCAUGAAUAAAAUUGAACUUGGAUGGCAGUAUGGCCCUGUGAGAGAUGACAACAAAAGACAGCACCCAUGCUUAGUGGAAUUUUCAAAGUUGCCAGAGCAGGAAAGAAAUUAUAAUUUACAAAUGUCACUUGAGACACUGAAGACCCUCUUAGCAUUAGGUUGUCAUGUUGGAAUUACAGAUGAACAUGCCGAAGAAAAAGUGAAAAAAGUUAAACUUCCUAAGAAUUACCAGUUGUCAAGUGGAUACAAGCCUACUCCCAUGGAUCUGAGCUCUAUCAAGCUGACCCCCUCUCAGGAAGCUAUGGUGGAUAAAUUAGCAGAGAAUGCUCAUAAUGUGUGGGCAAGGGACCGUAUCAGGCAGGGUUGGACAUACGGUAUUCAGCAGAGCCAACCAGCCAGCCAGCAGAGAGAGCACAAGUUAACUAAUAAACCCUGUUCCCAGAACUGUGCUGACAUCAAUGAUGACACUGAUCACAAACAAGAUGUGAAGAAUCGCCGGAACCCCCGCCUUGUCCCAUAUGCUCUUUUGGAUGAUCGUACCAAGAAAUCAAACAAAGAUAGCCUCCGGGAGGCAGUACGCACCCUUCUUGGGUAUGGUUACAACCUUGAAGCCCCUGAUCAAGAUCACGCUACAAGAUCAGAUGUGUACAGUGGGAUAAUGGAAAAGUUCCGGAUCUUCCGCACAGAGAAAACCUAUGCAGUGAAGUCUGGCAAGUGGUAUUUUGAGUUUGAGGCAGUCACUGCGGGAGACAUGAGGGUUGGCUGGACCAGGCCAGGCUGCCUACCAGAUCAAGAACUUGGUGCAGAUGAACAAGCUUUUGUCUUUGAUGGUUUCAAGGCCCAGCGGUGGCACCAGGGAAAUGAGCAUUUUGGCCGCUCUUGGCUGGCAGGGGAUGUUGUGGGAUGCAUGGUUGACAUGAAUGAGCAUACCAUGAUGUUCACCUUGAAUGGUGAAAUCCUGCUUGAUGACUCUGGAUCAGAGCUUGCAUUCAAGGACUUUGAGGUUGGUGAUGGAUUUAUACCUGUGUGCAGCCUGGGUUCGUCUCAAGUGGGAAGAAUGAACUUUGGCAAAGAUGUCAGCACCUUGAAAUAUUUCACUAUCUGUGGCUUACAAGAAGGUUAUGAACCCUUUGCGGUGAAUACAAAUAGAGACAUUACCAUGUGGCUGAGCAAGAGACUUCCUCAGUUUCUACCAGUGCCACCAAAUCAUGAACACAUUGAGGUCAUGAGAAUAGAUGGCACCAUAGACAGCUGCCCCUGUCUGAAGGUCACAAAGAAGUCCUUCGGUUCAAACAGCAAAACAGAUGUUAUGUUUUUUCGCCUGAGCAUGCCUAUCGAAUGUGCAGAAGUAUUCUCCAAAACACCUGCAGGAGGGUUACCAGGCUCUGGUCUUUUUGGCCCAAAGAAUGACUUGGAAGAUUAUGAUGCUGAUUCUGAUUUUGAAGUUCUGAUGAAGACUGCUCAUGGUCACCUGGUGCCUGAUCGGGUAGAAAGAGAAAAAGAAGCUGCAAAACCAGAAUUCAAUAACCAUAAAGAUUACACUCAAGAGAAACCUUCACGCCUUAAACAAAGGUUUAUGCUUAGAAGGACAAAGCCAGACUACAGUACAAGCCACUCUGCACGGCUCACUGAGGAUGUCUUAGCAGAUGAUAGAGAUGAUUAUGAUUACUUGAUGCAAACUUCUACGUACUACUAUUCAGUGAGAAUAUUUCCUGGGCAAGAACCUGCAAAUGUCUGGGUGGGCUGGAUUACAUCUGACUUCCAUCAGUAUGAUACAACCUUUGACUUGGACAGAGUUCGCACUGUUACUGUUACACUGGGGGAUGAAAAGGGAAAGGUUCAUGAGAGCAUCAAACGCAGCAACUGCUAUAUGGUAUGUGCAGGAGAGAGCAUGAGCCCUGGACAAGGCCGCAACAAUAAUGGACUGGAGAUUGGUUGCUUGGUUGAUGCUGCCAGUGGUCUGGUGACCUUCACUGCUAAUGGCAAAGAACUUAGUACCUACUAUCAGGUUGAACCAAGUACUAAAUUAUUUCCUGCAGUAUUUGCACAAGCUACAAGUCCUAAUGUUUUCCAGUUUGAAUUGGGAAGAAUAAAGAAUGUAAUGCCACUGUCUGCUGGCUUGUUCAAAAGUGAACACAAAAACCCAGUGCCUCAGUGUCCCCCACGUCUCCAUGUCCAGUUUCUGACCCAUGUGCUGUGGAGCAGAGUACCAAAUCACUUCCUCAAGGUUGAUGUCUCUCGUGUCAGUGAACGUCAAGGCUGGAUGAUACAGUGCUUGGAUCCAUUGCAGUUUAUGGCUCUUCAUGUUCCAGAAGAAAACAGGUCUAUAGAUAUUUUAGAGUUGACAGAACAAGAGGAAUUGCUGAAAUUUCACUAUCAUGCUCUUCGAUUGUAUUCAGCUGUUUGUGCUUUAGGGAACAACCGGGUAGCACAUGCUAUGUGCAGCCAUGUGGAUGAAUCUCAGCUCCUGUAUGCCAUUGAGAACAAAUAUAUGCCAGGCUUGUUACGUACAGGCUAUUAUGACUUACUUAUUGAUAUCCACCUCAACACCUAUGCCACUGCCAGAUUAAUGAUGAAUAAUGAAUUUAUUGUUCCGAUGACAGAUGAGACCAAGAGCAUUACUCUGUUUCCUGAUGAGAAUAAAAAACAUGGCCUCCCUGGUAUAGGGCUCAGCACCUCCCUGCGGCCCAGGAUGCAGUUCUCUUCUCCCAGCUUUGUAAGCAUUAGCAGUGAGUGCUAUCAAUUUAGCCCUGAAUUCCCUCUGGAAAUCUUAAAGGCCAAAACUAUAGAGAUGCUGACUGAAGCUGUUCAAGAGGGCAGCCUCCAUGUUAGAGAUCCAGUAGGGGGUUCUACAGAGUUUCUUUUUGUCCCGCUCAUCAAGCUUUUUUACACCCUGUUAAUCAUGGGAGUCUUCCAUAAUGGGGAUCUGAAGCACAUCUUGCAGUUGAUUGAGCCCAGGGUUUUCAAAGAAGACACAAGCCAAGAGGAUGAAAAUGAAAUGCCAGAGAAGGAGCUGACUACAAAGGAGCUAAAGCCAGAGGGAGGAGAGGAAGAAGCCAGAGGAGAGCAAGUGCCGAAGGAAGGGCUUCUUCAAAUGAAACUUCCUGAACCUGUAAAAUUGCAGAUGUGUCACCUACUGCAAUAUCUGUGCGACUGCCAGAUACGUCAUCGGAUAGAAGCCAUUGUAGCAUUUUCUGAUGAUUUUGUAGCUAAGCUUCAAGAAAAUCAGCGCUUUCGUUACAAUGAAGUUAUGCAAGCCUUAAACAUGUCUGCUGCACUGACAGCCAGAAAAACAAAAGAAUUUCGGUCUCCACCUCAAGAGCAGAUAAACAUGCUUCUGAACUUUAAGGAUGAUAAAAGUGAUUGUCCCUGCCCUGAGGAAAUUCGAGAUCAACUUCUUGAUUUUCAUGAAGACCUAAUGACACACUGUGGAAUUGAACUAGAUGAAGAUGGAGCCCUGGAUGGAAGUAGUGAUUUAACCAUCAGAGGUCGUCUAUUGUACUUAGUCGAAAAAAUGACAUACUUGAAGAAGAAACAAACUGAGAAACCCACUGAUAAUCAUUCUAAAAAACCCUCCACUCUUCAACAACUGAUUUCAGACACAAUGGUACGCUGGGCUCAGGAGUCGGUAAUAGAGGAUCCUGAGUUAGUGAGGGCCAUGUUUGUUUUGCUGCAUCGCCAGUAUGAUGGUAUUGGUGGCCUGGUUCGAACCUUACCAAAGACGUACACCAUAAAUAGUGUAUCAGUAGAAGACACUAUCAACCUGCUAGCAUCUCUGGGCCAGAUCCGUUCUCUGCUCAGUGUCCGAAUGGGGAAAGAGGAAGAAAAGCUCAUGAUUCGUGGAUUAGGAGACAUCAUGAACAAUAAAGUGUUUUAUCAACAUCCUAAUCUUAUGAGAGCUUUAGGAAUGCAUGAGACUGUUAUGGAAGUGAUGGUAAAUGUACUUGGAGGAGGAGAAUCCAAGGAAAUCACAUUUCCUAAGAUGGUGGCAAACUGCUGUCGUUUUCUAUGUUAUUUUUGCCGCAUCAGCAGGCAGAAUCAAAAAGCUAUGUUUGAUCAUCUUAGUUAUUUGUUGGAAAAUAGCAGUGUUGGACUUGCAUCCCCUUCUAUGCGAGGAUCAACCCCUCUAGAUGUUGCAGCAGCAUCUGUGAUGGAUAACAAUGAACUUGCACUAGCUUUAAGGGAACCCGAUUUGGAAAAGGUAGUUCGCUAUCUGGCUGGAUGUGGUUUGCAAAGCUGCCCUUUGUUGAUUUCUAAGGGCUAUCCAGACAUUGGAUGGAAUCCAGUUGAAGGAGAAAGAUAUCUGGAUUUUCUUCGAUUUGCUGUUUUUUGCAAUGGAGAGAGUGUUGAAGAGAAUGCUAAUGUUGUGGUCAGGCUGCUUAUUCGUCGCCCCGAGUGCUUUGGUCCAGCACUGAGAGGUGAAGGAGGCAAUGGUUUACUUGCUGCCAUGGAGGAAGCUAUAAAAAUAUCAGAAGAUCCUACCAGAGAUGGACCUUCCCCUAGUAAUGGAUCUUGUAAAACCCUUGAGAUGGAAGAACAAGAAGAUGACACAAUCCACGUGGGAAAUGCCAUCAUGACAUUUUAUGCUGCUUUGAUUGACCUCUUAGGACGCUGUGCCCCUGAAAUGCACCUAAUCCAUGCCGGCAAAGGGGAAGCCAUUAGGAUCAGGUCAAUACUGCGGUCUUUGAUUCCAUUGGAAGACUUGGUGGGUGUAAUUAGCAUUCCUUUCCACAUGCCAACAAUAGCGAAAGAUGGUACUGUGGUGGAACCUGACAUGUCUGCGGGGUUUUGCCCAGAUCACAAGGCAGCCAUGGUUUUGUUCCUUGACAGGGUCUAUGGAAUUGAGGACCAGGAUUUCCUUCUGCAUCUGCUUGAAGUUGGCUUUCUGCCAGAUCUCCGUGCUGCUGCUUCCUUAGACACGGCUGCUCUGAGUGCUACCGACAUGGCUUUAGCUCUGAAUCGAUACCUUUGCACUGCAGUGUUGCCUUUGUUGACCAGAUGUGCUCCUCUUUUUGCUGGCACAGAGCACCAUGCUUCUCUUAUAGAUUCCUUAUUGCAUACUGUAUACAGACUUUCAAAGGGCUGCUCUCUUACCAAAGCUCAGAGGGACUCCAUUGAAGAAUGUUUACUCUCCAUUUGUGGCCAGCUUAGGCCUUCCAUGAUGCAACACUUGCUGAGGAGAUUAGUGUUUGAUGUUCCUCUACUAAAUGAGCAUGCAAAGAUGCCUCUUAAGUUGCUGACAAAUCAUUAUGAAAGAUGCUGGAAAUAUUAUUGUUUGCCAGGUGGAUGGGGCAACUUUGGUGCAGCCUCUGAAGAAGAACUUCAUUUAUCCAGAAAAUUGUUCUGGGGAAUUUUUGAUGCCCUGUCUCAAAAGAAGUAUGAACAAGAGCUAUUUAAACUGGCCUUGCCUUGCUUGAGUGCAGUUGCAGGGGCUCUACCACCCGACUACAUGGAAUCAAAUUAUGUCAGUAUGAUGGAAAAACAAUCUUCAAUGGAUUCAGAUGGGAAUUUUAACCCACAACCUGUUGAUACAUCAAAUAGUACUAUUCCUGAGAAGCUAGAAUAUUUCAUUAAUAAAUAUGCAGAACAUUCACAUGAUAAAUGGUCCAUGGAAAAGUUUGCUAAUGGUUGGAUUUAUGGUGAAAUGUAUUCUGAGUCUGCAAAGGUGCAACCUUUAAUGAAACAAUACAAAUUACUAUCAGAAAAGGAAAAAGAAAUUUAUCGGUGGCCCAUCAAGGAGUCUUUGAAAACUAUGCUAGCUUGGGGAUGGCGAAUUGAAAGAACAAGGGAAGGAGACACUAUGGCUCUUUAUAACCGGACACGUCGCAUAUCUCAGACAAGUCAAGUUUCUGUGGACACUGCCCAUGGUUACAGCCCCCGAGCAAUUGACAUGAGCAAUGUAACUCUCUCCAGAGAUCUGCAUGCUAUGGCUGAAAUGAUGGCUGAGAACUAUCAUAACAUAUGGGCGAAGAAAAAGAAGAUGGAACUGGAAGCAAAAGUAGGAGGAGGCAACCAUCCUCUACUAGUUCCCUAUGAUACACUGACAGCCAAAGAGAAAGCAAAGGACAGAGAGAAAGCACAGGAUAUUCUGAAAUUUCUGCAGAUCAAUGGCUACAUUGUCUCCAGAGGAUUAAAGGAUCUGGAGUUAGACACCCCUUCCAUUGAGAAACGCUUUGCCUACAGUUUCCUUCAGCAGCUCAUAAGAUAUGUGGAUGAAGCACAUCAGUACAUACUGGAGUUUGAUGGUGGCAGCAGAGGCAAAGGAGAACACUUCCCUUAUGAGCAAGAAAUCAAAUUCUUUGCCAAAGUUGUACUCCCUUUAAUCGAUCAGUAUUUCAAAAACCAUCGCCUAUAUUUCCUAUCUGCAGCAAGCAGGCCUCUCAGCACUGGUGGCCAUGCCUCUAACAAGGAGAAAGAAAUGGUGACAAGCCUGUUCUGCAAACUUGGAGUUCUUGUCAGGCAUAGGAUUUCACUGUUUGGAAAUGAUGCAACUUCAAUAGUCAACUGUCUUCACAUACUGGGUCAGACCUUGGAUGCAAGGACUGUGAUGAAAACUGGUCUGGAGUCUGUUAAAAUGGCACUGAGAGCAUUUUUGGAUAAUGCUGCAGAGGAUCUGGAGAAAACAAUGGAAAAUCUUAAGCAAGGCCAGUUUACACACACCAGAAACCAGCCAAAGGGAGUAACACAAAUCAUUAACUACACCACAGUGGCUCUCCUGCCAGUGCUCUCUUCAUUAUUUGAACACAUUGGACAGCAUCAAUUUGGGGAAGAUUUAAUAUUGGAAGAUGUUCAAGUAUCUUGUUACAGAAUAUUGGCCAGUUUAUAUGCUCUUGGAACUAGCAAGAGCAUCUAUGUGGAGCGGCAGCGGUCAGCACUAGGAGAAUGCUUAGCUGCUUUUGCUGGUGCCUUCCCUGUGGCUUUUUUGGAAACUCAUCUAAAUAAACAUAAUAUGUAUUCUAUCUACAAUACCAAAUGUGCAAGAGACCGAGCAGCCCUCGACUUGCCAACUAGUGUGGAUGAAGUUUGUCCAAAUAUUCCUUCCCUGGAGAAGCUAAUGGAAGAAAUUGUGGAAUUGGCUGAGUCUGGUAUUCGGUACACCCAAAUGCCACAUAUUAUGGAAGUGAUACUGCCUAUGCUGUGUAGCUACAUGUCACAUUGGUGGGAGCAUGGGCCAGAAAAUAAUCCUGAAAAGGCUGAAAUGUGCUGUACAGGCUUGACAUCUGAGCACAUGAACACUCUGUUGGGCAAUAUACUGAAAAUCAUAUAUAACAACCUUGGUAUUGAUGAAGGAGCCUGGAUGAAGAGAUUAGCAGUGUUUUCCCAGCCGAUUAUAAGCAAAGCGAAGCCCCAGCUCUUAAAGACCCACUUUCUACCACUGAUGGAUAAACUGAAAAAGAAAGCAGCAAUGGUUAUAUCAGAUGAAGAACAUCUAAGAGCAGAAGGCAGAGGUGACAUGUCUGAGGCUGAACUGCUCAUCCUAGACGAGUUCACCACUUUGGCAAGGGACCUCUAUGCCUUCUACCCUUUGUUGAUCAGAUUUGUGGAUUAUAACAGGGCAAAAUGGCUAAAAGAACCGAACCCUGAAGCAGAAGAACUGUUCCGUAUGGUGGCUGAUGUAUUCAUUUACUGGUCAAAGUCCCAUAAUUUCAAAAGGGAAGAACAGAACUUUGUGGUACAGAAUGAAAUCAACAAUAUGUCUUUUCUUAUUACUGACACCAAAUCUAAGAUGUCCAAGGCAGCUGUUUCUGAUCAGGAGAGAAAGAAAAUGAAGCGAAAGGGUGAUCGCUAUUCUACACAGACUUCUCUCAUUGUAGCAGCACUGAAGAGAUUACUGCCCAUUGGAUUAAAUAUUUGUGCACCUGGAGACCAGGAGUUAAUUGCACUGGCUAAAACCAGAUUCAGCAUGAAAGACACUGAGGAUGAAGUUCGGGAUAUUAUCCGUAGUAAUCUUCAUUUGCAGGGCAAGCUUGAGGAUCCUGCCAUUAGAUGGCAGAUGGCCCUUUACAAAGAUUUACCAAACAGGACUGAAAAUACCUCUGAUCCAGAGAAGACAGUGGAAAGAGUUCUUGAUAUAGCUAAUGUACUUUUUCAUCUGGAACAGGUGGAGCAUCCUCAGAGGUCCAAAAAGGCAGUGUGGCACAAAUUGCUGUCCAAACAGAGAAAGAGAGCUGUAGUAGCCUGCUUUAGAAUGGCACCAUUAUAUAAUCUGCCAAGGCAUCGAGCUGUCAAUCUUUUUCUUCAAGGUUAUGAAAAGUCUUGGAUUGAAACAGAAGAACAUUACUUUGAAGAUAAACUGAUAGAAGACUUAGCAAGACCUGGAGAGGAGCCACCAGAGGAAGAGGAAAGCAUUAAAAGAGUCGAUCCUCUUCAUCAGCUCAUCCUACUAUUCAGUCGAACAGCCUUAACUGAAAAAUGCAAAUUGGAAGAAGAUUUCCUGUAUAUGGCUUAUGCUGAUAUUAUGGCUAAGAGCUGUCAUGAUGAAGAGGAUGAUGAUGGCGAAGAAGAAGUGAAGAGUUUUGAAGUCACAGGAUCCCAACGCAGCAAGGAAAAGGAAAUGGAAAAGCAAAAACUUCUGUACCAGCAAGCCAGACUGCAUGAUCGGGGUGCUGCGGAGAUGGUACUUCAAACUAUCAGUGCCAGCAAAGGUGAGAUGGGUCCCAUGGUUGCAGCUACCCUAAAGCUUGGAAUUGCCAUCUUAAAUGGAGGAAACUCUACAGUUCAACAGAAAAUGCUGGACUACCUCAAGGACAAAAAGGAUGUGGGUUUCUUUCAGAGCCUUGCUGGUCUUAUGCAGUUUUGCAGUGUUCUUGACUUAAAUGCUUUUGAACGUCAGAACAAAGCAGAGGGCCUCGGCAUGGUGACAGAAGAGGGAUCAGGAGAAAAGGUGAUGCAAGAUGAUGAAUUCACCUGUGACCUUUUCCGCUUUCUCCAAUUGCUUUGUGAAGGACACAAUUCAGAUUUUCAGAAUUAUUUGAGAACUCAGACUGGCAACAACACAACUGUCAAUAUUAUCAUCUCCACUGUGGACUACUUACUGAGAGUUCAGGAAUCAAUUAGUGAUUUCUACUGGUAUUAUUCUGGGAAGGAUGUUAUUGAUGAGCAAGGACAACGUAAUUUCUCCAAAGCAAUUCAAGUUGCAAAACAGGUCUUUAAUACUCUCACAGAGUAUAUUCAGGGUCCAUGCACUGGGAAUCAGCAGAGUCUGGCGCACAGCAGGUUGUGGGAUGCAGUGGUUGGUUUUCUUCAUGUAUUUGCCCACAUGCAGAUGAAGUUAUCUCAGGACUCCAGUCAAAUUGAAUUAUUGAAAGAGUUAAUGGAUCUACAGAAAGAUAUGGUGGUCAUGCUGCUGUCUAUGCUGGAAGGUAAUGUUGUGAAUGGAACUAUCGGCAAGCAAAUGGUUGACAUGCUGGUAGAAUCGUCCAACAACGUAGAGAUGAUUCUGAAGUUUUUUGAUAUGUUCUUAAAACUAAAAGAUUUAACUUCUUCUGAUGCAUUCAAGGAAUAUGACCCUGAUGGCAAAGGUGUAAUUUCAAAGAGGGACUUUCAAAAGGCAAUGGAAAGCCAUAAGCAUUAUACCCAAUCUGAAACAGAGUUUCUGCUGUCUUGUGCUGAGCCAGAUGAGAAUGAGACUCUGGACUAUGAAGAAUUUGUGAAACGGUUCCACGAACCCGCUAAAGACAUUGGUUUCAACGUUGCUGUUCUCUUAACAAACCUGUCGGAGCACAUGCCCCAUGACACUCGCUUGCAGACUUUCCUUGAGCUAGCAGAGAGCGUUCUGAAUUAUUUUCAGCCCUUUCUUGGGCGCAUAGAAAUCAUGGGCAGUGCAAAGCGCAUUGAGCGAGUUUAUUUUGAAAUAAGUGAGUCAAGUCGGACUCAGUGGGAGAAGCCUCAGGUUAAAGAGUCAAAACGACAGUUUAUAUUUGAUGUAGUAAAUGAAGGUGGAGAGAAAGAAAAGAUGGAGCUUUUUGUUAAUUUCUGUGAGGAUACCAUCUUUGAAAUGCAGUUGGCUGCUCAGAUCUCUGAAUCAGAUUUGAGUGAGAGAUCAGCAAAUAAAGAAGAGAGUGAGAAAGAUAAGCUGGAGGAACAGGACCCUAGAAUGGGCUUUUUCUCCCUUGUGACGGUAAAGUCAGCUUUAGUAGCCCUCAAGUAUAACAUAAUGACUCUCAUGAAAAUGCUCAGUGUGAAGAGUCUAAAGAAGCAGAUGAAGAAAAUGAAGAAAAUGACCAUGAAGGAUAUGGUUACGGCUUUUUUUUCUUCCUACUGGAGUAUUUUGAUGGGCUUACUCCAUUUCACAUCUAGUGUUUUCCGGGGCUUCUUUCGCAUCAUGUACAGUUUAUUACUUGGUGGAAGCCUAGUAGAAGGGGCUAAGAAGAUCAAGGUGGCUGAACUUUUAGCUAAUAUGCCAGAUCCCACUCAGGAUGAAGUGCGUGGGGAAGGGGAAGAAGGAGAGAGGAAACCCACAGAAACUGCACUGCCUGCAGAAGAUCUGACAGAUCUAACAGCUUUGUCAGAUGAUGGUGACCUGCUCUCAGACAUAUUUGGCUUGGACUUGAAAAGAGAAGGAGGCCAGUAUAAGCUGAUCCCUCACAACCCAAAUGCUGGUCUGAGUGAUUUAUUGAGCACUCCUUCAUUGCUCCCAUUACCUGAGGUGCAAGAAAAAGUCCAGGAACAGAAGGUGAAAGAAGAUGAAAAGGAUGAGAAGGAAGAAUCUAAAUCUGAACCUGAAAAAGCAGAGGGUGAAGAUGGAGAAAAGGAAGAGAAAACUAAAGAUGAGAAAGGGAAACAGAAGUUGAGACAGCUUCAUACACACAGAUACGGAGAACCAGAAGUUCAAGAAUCAGCCUUUUGGAAGAAAAUCAUAGCAUAUCAACAGAAACUUCUUAACUAUUUUGCUCGUAAUUUUUAUAACAUGAGGAUGUUGGCUUUGUUUGUUGCUUUUGCCAUCAACUUCAUCUUGCUCUUCUAUAAGGUCUCCACCUCUUCCGUGACAGAAGAAAAGGAAGUUCAUGUGGUACAUGCUGGUGAAAAUUCCAAAUUAAACAGCCUAGAAAGUGGCUCUCACAGGAUUAUCACAGUGCACUACGUGCUUGAAGAAAGCAGUGGGUAUAUGGAGCCCACGCUGCGGAUCUUGGCUAUCCUACACACUGUCAUCUCCUUUUUCUGCAUCAUUGGAUACUACUGUUUGAAAGUUCCACUGGUUAUUUUUAAGCGAGAAAAAGAAGUUGCAAGGAAAUUAGAAUUUGAUGGGUUAUAUAUUACAGAACAACCAUCAGAAGAUGAUAUUAAAGGGCAGUGGGAUAGACUUGUUAUCAAUACACAGUCAUUUCCUAACAACUAUUGGGACAAAUUUGUUAAAAGAAAGGUUAUGGAUAAGUAUGGUGAGUUUUAUGGCCGUGACAGAAUCAGCGAGUUGCUAGGAAUGGACAAAGCUGCUCUGGAUUUUAGUGAUGCCAGAGAAAAAAAGAAACCAAAGAAAGAUAGCUCCUUAUCUGCUGUGCUAAAUUCCAUUGACGUGAAGUAUCAGAUGUGGAAAUUGGGAGUUGUUUUCACUGACAAUUCUUUCCUUUAUCUAGCCUGGUACAUGACCAUGUCAGUCCUAGGUCAUUACAACAAUUUUUUCUUUGCUGCUCAUCUCCUUGAUAUUGCAAUGGGAUUCAAGACACUACGAACCAUCCUUUCAUCAGUGACCCACAAUGGCAAACAGCUUGUCUUAACAGUGGGAUUAUUGGCAGUAGUAGUAUACUUGUACACAGUAGUAGCAUUCAAUUUUUUCCGUAAAUUCUACAACAAGAGUGAAGAUGGAGAUAUGCCAGAUAUGAAAUGUGAUGAUAUGCUAACAUGCUACAUGUUUCACAUGUAUGUUGGAGUGCGUGCAGGUGGAGGAAUUGGUGAUGAAAUUGAGGAUCCAGCAGGAGAUGAAUAUGAAAUCUAUCGGAUCAUCUUUGACAUCACUUUUUUCUUCUUUGUAAUUGUCAUCUUGCUAGCCAUCAUACAAGGUUUAAUAAUUGAUGCUUUUGGGGAGUUGAGAGACCAACAAGAGCAAGUUAAAGAAGACAUGGAGACCAAAUGCUUUAUUUGUGGGAUAGGAAAUGACUACUUUGAUACAGUGCCGCAUGGCUUUGAAACACACACACUACAGGAGCACAACUUGGCCAACUAUCUGUUUUUUCUGAUGUAUCUCAUUAACAAAGAUGAAACAGAGCACACGGGACAGGAAUCCUAUGUAUGGAAAAUGUAUCAAGAACGGUGCUGGGAGUUUUUCCCUGCUGGCGAUUGCUUCCGAAAACAGUACGAAGAUCAGCUCAACUGAGAACAGAUGAGGACGUGCACUUGAAAAUACAUCCAUGCAUUUUCCAACUCCUUUGGGAAUGUUUAGCAGACUUCUUAAAUCUCAGAAGCUGCGUGCUUUUUGGAGCACCAAUGCUGUCUUCUCAAUGAUUUGACUGUGCUUUUAGUUUUUUGUGUAUAUGCUUUGAGAACACAGGAGUAAAGAACAAUGACAAUUUAAAACAGAAACUCUGGAAAAAAAAAACAUUAAAAAAAUCCCCAUGCAUAACAUGCACACACAUACACAAAGAGACUUGAGAUGGUUUAUUUCCAAGACUGCCAGAAGACACCCUUGACUAUAAGAUCACACAUGGGGUCACGUGGUAGCGACACUCAUUCAAUCUGUUUAUUUCAUCAUUCUGGAAGGAACUAUAUAGUUCACAGAGCACUGUAAAAGAUUGUUGUGGACACUAAGUUGUGGGGAAAUAGUGCCUUACUAUAUGUGGGUUGAGCUAUGCAGAAGAUGAGUGCAUGAUGACAUCUUAUUUUUUCUUUCUGUCCUCCCUUUUCUUCCAAGUUAAUAUUAUUUUGUGUUUUAGUAGUUUUGGGAGGAAGGGGUUCGACUGUGCACACCUUUUUAAUAAGACUGGAGUGUCUCAGGACAAGAGUAGGUUAUUCUCAUCACGUUAAAUUCACAUUUACCUUCCUCUUUAGCUCUCGCUCUUAUUUUGGUAAUGCUCUGAUGCAACACUGCAACUUUAUGAAAUCCUUGUAUGACAACAAGACGACUGCAAAAAAAAACACUUUAAAAAGAAAUGUUUCAUUGCAUGUUUAUUAUGCAAGUUUAAAACAAAAAAGAAAAACAACCUUCAGAAGCAAGUUGAUCAACAUGAGAAAAAAACAUUCACAAAUAUAUUCAUAGUAAUAAAGUGUUGUGGGCUUUAUUGUACAUUUGGAACCAGUGUCAUCAGCCAACAAUGUAUAUGUUAUGAACUUGACCGUAGUUUUGAUUUCUUUUCCUUUUCUCUUCCUUUCAUUUCUGCCACCUGUGAUCAAUAGUGGAGUUAAAGAUUUUCUUGUUAGACCAUUUUUUAAAUCAAAGCUGAAGCAAUAUCCAUUCAGGGAUUCCAUCAGUUGCAUCAUGAAACACCAAUGAUGUAUAUACAUCACUCCAUUUUGAGUCCUUUUCAAUUGUAAUGCCAGUCUUACAAAUAAAAAGAGAGAUUCAGAAUGGAAGCAAGGUGAUUUUGCUAGCAUUUGAGCCCUUUCUUACUGAGUCUACCAAUUAAUCCCUAAUUUAAUUUACCCACUCUGGUUAACAGGAUUACUUUGCUCUCUUCGUGUUGAUACUGUUAUUCUCCUGUGUUCUGUGUAGCUUCCUUUCUCCAUUUUUUACUUGUAGCCCAAAACUUCAUCUGGUUAUAAAAGCAAACUAGUAUCUUUAGGAAUAUUCAAUUAUAGAAGAGAAGUAGGGAAGUAAUCCUUUUCUUUAUUAAUAGUCUUUAUAACAAGAGAAAGUCCAGGUAGGGGAAGAAGGGGGAGUUCUUUUUUUUUUUUUUAAUUUAUCUCAAUGUCUUCCAGCCUUUGAGGUUUUUUCAGGUUCAGGCUUUCAGUUUUUAACAGAUUAUAGAUGUGUGCGCCAUUCUGAAAUUUGCUUUCAGGUCUGUUUGGUUUUUUUGUUGUGGUUUUUUUGUUUGUUUGUUUUGUUCUGUUUUUUGGGUUUCUGUGAUUUGAACUUCGGAUUCUGGUUUGGGUGGUUCUGCUGACCAGAAGGCUUUGGAUCUGAGUUCAGAUAUUGAUUCCUCAAGAAUUGCGAUAUUCAGAAUCUAGGCUUCAGUUCAUCUCUUCUUAGCAGGACCCUAUACAAUAAUGUUUACUAUAAUUAUUUUUUUCUAAGACUAAUUUUGAUUAAGGAUAACUUUUGGAAUGUGAAUUCCAUAUUAGAUAUCCAUAUUAGAUAUCAACAUGUGACAUUACCAAACAAGGUUUCUUCACUAUCACCUCUACCAUCACAUAUCUACAAGUACUAGUUUGUUAUUUCAGAGUUUACAUACAAGUGUUAGGUAAUGAUGCUUAAUUAUUUUCAAAGAUCAUUGAAGUGUUUGUUUUAAAAAAUGGUUCAAAUGAAGAUUAACGUGAGCUUUGCAGACAGACAUAUGAAUACCACUUGUGUCUACUUAAUCUUGACUUUCCACAUCACACAGCUGCUGUAGUAUUCUGUGUUUGAAUCCAAGAGUCUAUAGUACUCAAUGUGCGUGAAACAAUAUUAACAUCCAGACGUGCAGGCAAGUGUGGUUUGUGGCACCACAAGCUACAUGUGGCAAACGUUAAAACAUGUCCCAUGCUGCAAAUUAAAAUGUGCCCUGCUUCUCAGCUGGCUGGGGAGCAGUGUGCCACAGCCUGGGGGCUCCGCAGCAUGCAGAGACGGGGUGCUGCACCUGCUGCUCCCCAGCUGGUUGGGGGACAGGGUGCUUUAGCGUGGGGGCUGCCUGCUGGCUAGCUGAACACUGGAGCACCAUGUGCCCCAGCUAGCCCCUCCCCACAGCAUGUGGAGCCCAGCCAGGAGCCAAGAAGAGCUGAGUAUGGCCCGCAGCAAAGGGCAUGUGUAGGGUCAUGGGCUGUGGUACAAAGCAGCACAAAUUUGUGCUGCUGAAAGUGUAUUCCAUUCCUCGUCUGGAUUUGGACAGAAAGGUUUUCUCCCUGAUGGACAUCUGAUGAGCGGUAUGAGUGUUUUCUCUUUUAAUUAUAAAAGCCUCUACUUAUCGAAUGAAUCCAGAUACUACCUUCACAGAGGCAGAUGCCUCUCCUUGCUUCUAAAUGAAGAUCACUUCAUUUAGAAUAGGCAAGAAUGGAUGUAUAUUACCAAAGCAGGGAGGGGUAAAGCAGGCCCAGGAUCCAGUGGCACUUGGGCAACUGAGAAGUAUUUCAGUGGCUGGACUAAGGUACCUUCCAUGCAGAAUCUGUGGAAUGUGUGUGCAAAUCUCUUGAACUCUAUCUGUGGCCCCUGCUCCAUUAAUCAAAAGAUGAGCAUACAACUUACCACUGGGACCCUAAAUUUUUCACUCACAACUUUUAUAAAGCUGAGAUUGGAAAAACAAGA
This is a messenger RNA of Alligator mississippiensis (American alligator), 18237 nucleotides long. It is a transcript of the gene RYR2, whose product is annotated as ryanodine receptor 2. Gene Ontology annotation, molecular function: ryanodine-sensitive calcium-release channel activity; calcium ion binding; protein binding. Bases 226 to 15180 code for a protein of 4984 amino acids. The transcript has 104 exons. The record is from RefSeq and is a predicted model, not a curated record. Lineage: Eukaryota; Metazoa; Chordata; Crocodylia; Alligatoridae. Gene Ontology annotation, biological process: intracellular calcium ion homeostasis; calcium ion transmembrane transport. Gene Ontology annotation, cellular component: sarcolemma; smooth endoplasmic reticulum; sarcoplasmic reticulum membrane.